This is a messenger RNA of Physella acuta, 1057 nucleotides long. RefSeq lists its product as uncharacterized. The record is from RefSeq and is a predicted model, not a curated record. Lineage: Eukaryota; Metazoa; Mollusca; Gastropoda; Physidae.
UAAAGAUGUGUUGUUAUAGAUAUGAUGAAGAUUUCACAAUAGAACACUUGUUUUCUUAACACAAGUAUAAAGACUUUCAUAAAGCUAAGUUAACAUUGAGAGUAAAGUGUCAGUCUAGCAGAAAACUGAUGGAUACACACUGGAUGAGUGGAUUAUUUGUGGAUAUACACUCGGAGUCUAAUAAUACACAAGGCAGUGAUCAAAUCAUGAAAGAUAUAAAGUGACGCUGGAAUAUGUAUUGGAUCAAAUUAUCAAAGAUAUAAAGUGACGCCUGAAAUAAAUUCAAAAGAUGGUACUCCCGACGCCAACAGAUGUUUUAGUCUCUGUCCUCACCUGCUAUCUCCUGUCUGUGGCUAUUGCAGGGCAACUAUCAGGUGUGUGUCAGUACGGCUGGUUCGGUCAGGCGUGUCAGUACAAAUGUCACUGUCAAAAAGACGAAUGUCACAACGGCUACUGCCCUCUGGGCUGUGGGAAGGGAUGGUUCGGUCCGCAAUGUCAGUUUGCUGACUUGCUCCAGACAGCAACUGACCAGUACUGGGCCACUGACAGAUGUCCUGUAGAUAAACUUUUUGAAAAUGUCAGCAUUCGAUGGAAUAGGACGCAAACAUUCUCGUGGUUAAGGUUAAUGUUUAGGUUCAAAGUUCCAGAUUCAAUUGGCGAUUUGCAGAUCGUUUUCAAUCAGACAUCGAACAGUGCCACCGGCUGCCAGGAUAAGAAGAUGUCAAAAGUGAAUGACAGGACGAUUGACAUCUACUGUGACAUCAGCAUUGUUGAUGACAUUGUUGUAUCAGGGGAGGGGCUGGAGGAUCUGUGUAGAGUUUACAUAAGUGGAGGCCGAAAUCUGGCGCUCAGGCAGAUGACGUCACAGAUAUCCAACUACACUAGUCCAGUUCACACAUCUGUGGCCGCCAACUCCGUAGACGGCAACCUAGCGAAUAGCUUCUUCUCCAACAGCUGCAGCCAUACCAUGGAGAAUACAUGGAACCCCUGGUGGAGGGUGGAGUUUCCCCACCCCGGGGUGGUGACCCGGGUAGUGGUGUACAACAGGGAUGAGUGA